Molecule: messenger RNA, 181 nt
Organism: Podarcis lilfordi (Lilford's wall lizard)
Lineage: Eukaryota; Metazoa; Chordata; Lepidosauria; Squamata; Lacertidae
Source: the annotation of a GenBank genome assembly
GUGGCAAACAAGGCAAAUGUCGAAAGGUUUCGACACUCGCUGAGACUGACGCCUGAAGCCCGGGCUUUCACGUUCCUUUAUAGUCAAGGCGGGCCCAGUGAAAAUAUUUUAAAACUGCUGGCGGACAUAGACGGAGAGCCCUGUCGACGACGCAGGCAGGAAGUCACGUGGCGACUCCGAG